AUGAGUAGUGGGUGGCAGCAGAGUCUGCGAUCAUUCAGCAUCAGGUCGGAAGACAGCGCCAUCUUCGUGGCCGUGAAGGGGGGUGAUAUGGGAAUCACUGAGACCCUCACAGCCGCAGAUCGAAUGCACCUGCACAGAGUAGAGGCCAUCGUUCCCUGGGACUGGUACCGAUUUCCAGUCUGGGCGGGGACGCCAUUGUACUCUGUCAUAGGCUGGGGCCCUCUGCCGCAUCUCACCGAACUCCCAUGGGAUGAGUGGGACAAGGUCUUCCACAGGACCUUAAGGCAGUGGCUGCGGAUAUUCCGAGAUGCCGGCGUCAAUCUGUUGCAGUACGGUAGAGACGAAAUGCCAACGCUCAAUUCUGCCACGGCCGCCGACCUCAGAGGGGCAUUUAGCGCCGACGCUGUUGCGGCCUCGCAAAGAUAUGUGCGGAACCCACUCAAUCGUUUUGAUUAUGGGUCGCAGAUACAAGACUGGCGGCUUUGGUGGGCGCCAGAGUUCGAAGCCUUUGCCGCCAAGUUUUGGACGCUUUUUGAUCGGCCGAAACCAGUCAUACCCCGUAGCUGGGUUGAGUUGUGA
This is a messenger RNA of Colletotrichum orchidophilum, 579 nucleotides long. RefSeq lists its product as uncharacterized. Bases 1 to 579 code for a protein of 192 amino acids. The transcript is spliced from 3 exons. The record is from RefSeq and is a predicted model, not a curated record. Lineage: Eukaryota; Fungi; Ascomycota; Sordariomycetes; Glomerellales; Glomerellaceae.